This is a messenger RNA of Fibroporia radiculosa, 1092 nucleotides long. RefSeq lists its product as uncharacterized. Lineage: Eukaryota; Fungi; Basidiomycota; Agaricomycetes; Polyporales; Fibroporiaceae. The transcript has 19 exons. The record is from RefSeq and is a predicted model, not a curated record. The coding region runs from base 1 to 1092 and encodes 363 amino acids.
AUGUCCCUACAGGUACAACGACGAGACGAACUGGACUCUAUGCAUGCUGUGCUGGGGUCUGCCUAUAUUGGCACAGUCUUCGCAUCCAUUCUAUAUGGAUUCAACACUAUGCAGGCCUUCAAUUACUUCCAAAACAGUAGUGCGGAUUCGAAGGUCUUGAUGAGUCUGCUCAUCCUCUUAAUUGUCCUUGAUACAUUACAUCUGGCGUUGAUCGUGGACAUAGUCUACACCUACACCAUUACCAGUGUCAUCGAUUCCGAGGUCUUCGUACGGCCACCCUGGAGCAUUAUAGCACAUAUUAUCGUGUCUAGCCUAAGCGAUGCGAUUGUGAGAAGCUUAUAUUGUUGGCGGAUAUGGAUGUUCAGCAACAGGAAUCGACUUAUGGCCGCUUCUGUUUUAUUGAGCACCGUUGCCGAAUUAGACGCAUCGCAGCUGCUUGUUGGGGUACGUUUCUGCGCAAACGUUUUGCUAUAUUCGAUUGAAAUAUUCAUAUGGCCUCCCAGCGUUCUCAAUAUGGGGGUUGAUGACGCAGAACUUCUUAUUCGAAGUCACCACAGUGUCGCUCUCUGCGCGAGCGUCAUGGCGGACGCCCUCAUUGCUGCAUACAUGUGCUACCUUCUAGCCCGGAGUCGCACCGGAUUUGCCAACAUCGAUUCCGUAAUCCGUGUACUAAUGCUGUACAGCAUUAACACGGGGCUGCUAACAAGUCUGGCUGCGGUUGCAGCCCUGCUCUUAUUCGUUCUGUACCCGGGCACCGACUUCCACAAGUUCAUGUUCGUUGGCAUAUUUUUCGUGCUUCCGAAACUCCUGCUCACGUCGUUGCUAGUAAGCCUGAACGCACGCGCAUCUCUGAAACAGAGUGUACAGCCCAGUGUAUUGUUCUCGACGAUGUCAGCUCUCUCUGUAAGAUCAGUUCUCAACAGAUCAAGCCGGGUCUGGCGGAGUCAAACAACGAUGCCGGCCUCUGCGUGGCCAAAUUCGAAUCCGUUGACCACCGCAACGUCAGCUGAGCCUAUCACAAUACCAGUGGAUCAGCUGAUGGAGGAGGACCCACGAGCCUCAAAGUUGGAACCUUACAACAGCGUGGACUAA